UUAAUUAUAAACAAUCAUGUGAUUAAUCGCAAUUAAAUAUUUGAAUUGAUUGACAGCCCUAAUUAUAAUUCAUCUAUGGGCCAAAAAUACAUCUACAUCACAGUUAUACCCAGUUACAAGAAACAACAGGGAUGAUUAAAACCGCACAAACUGUUCAAACAAGCGGCAACUUUAGCAAACAAAAGAUUUUCUAUUCAUACCCUUCUGAGCAGAGCUAUAGUGUUUCAUCCAACCUCAGUUUACAGUGAUACAAUGAGAAUGCACUAUGUCGCGUUAUCUGAGUGUCUAUGAUACAGUAUGCUGUGCUGUGAUGGUCCAAAAAGAAACCUCGGUUAGCCAAGGGCACAACUCUGUAUGAAGUACUAUUUAUCAGAAAUCAAAAUUCAUCCCAACUGCAUCAUCAAUUUUUAAAGCCAUACUUGACACAGAUAAGCACUGAUAUUUUUAGUAGGGUGAGCGUCUCUGUUGCAUAAGCUCAGAGCUACCAUAUUACCUCCUUCGUGUUCACUGCUGAAAAGAACCAUGGAAAUAAAAAUGAUAAGCUGAAUAAAAAAGCGAUGGACAUUUAAAUUUGUAGCAGCAUUUUUGCUCGAUGUGUAUUUGAUGCACAAAAUACCCUAAGCUCCAGCCAGAAAAAUCUUUAAAAAAAACAACUCCAAUAGCUGUUAGGAAGGUCUUGCCUACUGCACGAUUCUGCCCACGUCAGGCUGAAUAUUCAACCCUUUGAUACAAUACUGUACACAGCUGCCUCCACCCUUUUUAUAUCUUAUGAAUGUUGCAUAAACUGUUGGUACAUUUUCCUCUUCCUUUUCUUAAUAUUCUCCUCUCUCCUCUCCUCGGAGCAGCACAUCUACCUUGGUAAACAAACAUGCCUCUAAUCCAGCUAAGAAUGUUCUCCUCACCGCAGGACGUCCAUCUCUGUGGGCCUCUUUCAAGAUCUGGCAAGACCAUUUCUCUCUGUCGUGCAUCUUUGGGGGACUUGCUGGGGUCACAAGCUUCUCAAGAGAGGAAUUUCAAACUUGGUGCCAAAACUCCGGUCAACAAACCUAAAAGAGGCCAGACCUUUAAUACCUCACUGGAGACAUGCCAUGCACCAGUCCUCCAGAACUCCCAACAUCAUCCAUGUUCCCAAAAAAAACAAGGAUCACAGGAUCCUCCUUGCCCCGCCUUGUCCUGUCCCACCUCAAAACCCUCACUGACCGACUUCUGGACCUCCCAGACCCCCUGCAGUUUGCCUACAGAGCCAACAGGUGUGUAGACGACGCAGUCAACAUGGCCCUCCAUCUCAUCCUCCAGCACCUGAACUCUUCAGGAGCCAAUGCCAGGAUCCUGUUUGUGGACUUCAGCUCUGCUUUCAAUACCAUCAUCCCGGGUUUGCUGCAGGACGAGCUCUCCCAGCUGCAAGUGCCUGACAAUGAUGGUGCACUUUUACACUACCAUCAUCGAGUCAAUCCUCACCUCCUCCAUUACCACCUGGUAACAGCUGCCACCGCCAAGGACAAGGUCAGACUGAAGCGUAUCAUUCGCUCUGGGGAGAAGGUGAUUGGCUGCUAUCUGCCAUUCCUCCAGGACCAGUACACCUCCAGGACCCUGAGGCGGGCAGGAAAGAUUGUGACCGACCCCUCCUACCCUCAGAGACAUCUGUCUCUACGCGUUACAUCAAUGCACAUCUUAGACUAUCAUCCUUCACUGUGAACGUUUGCAUAUCAACUGAUCAAUAUUUUUGCAUAUUCUGCAAAAAGCUGUACAGCUCUCUCAUUCCAAAAUACAGUUAUAUUGUACAUAUUUGUUAUAGUACUUUUUAAAGUAUUUUUUAAAUAUUUUUAUUGUAAUUUUUCUAUUCUAUAUUUAUGUUCUUGACUCUUGCCGUUCUUUGCCUGUAUUUAUUUCCUUAAUAGGAUUAUUGUAUAUUAUUAUUAUUAUUGUUUAUUAUAUGCACCAAACGCUGAGACAAAUUCCUUGUAUGUGAAUAACCUACUUGGCAAUAGACCCUACUCUGAUUCUGAAAAGCAUCUCACAGCAGGGACUUCUUUCACUAUGUUCACUAUUAGGGUAAAGACAGCAACUAGAGUGACGACAGAUGGAGGCAAGACUUAAAUCCUAGCUUUUUAUCACAUUUAAAUCACUUGUGAAAUAAAAGAUCUCCUUAAGCAUGCUAUGUGUCAAAUUCAUUUUUGCCAGAUUUUUGUUUGGAUUUUGAAAAAUAAAUCACAGACAUGGUUAGUAGGAAAGGGACUAGAGGGCGAUGGAGGAAGACAUUGUGGAAUCACGUAUCUUCAGAUUAUAACUGUACUUUAAUGCUGAUUUUCAAAUGUGGAUACAUAUGGAACUUUUUAACUAGGUUUGUGACUACUGCAUGCAAUUAAAUCUGUGCAGUAUUAGAAAGAUGCAUUUGAUAGGGCUCAAUAAACUUUGAAUUCAGGUGUGAUAGGAGGUUAAAUAGAUACAUAAAAUGAAUUCUCCAUUGGUAUUUGGCCAUAUGUCAAUAUUGCAUAGUGCUUACUGUGAUCCACACAAUGUUUUUCCUAUUUAUUAUGAUGAAACAUUUUAAAUAGCCAAGAUAAUAUCUUAAUUUUAACUCUAAUAAAAUCAACAAAAUACUUGGGAUAAUUGUGAUUUUGUAUUUAAAGUGCAUUUCCAACAGUAUUCAGAAUUCCUUGUAGCCAUGUGCACAAUUAUAUAUGUAAGAAGUAAAUGAUGUGCUCACCAUCACAUCUUCAGUGGAAUGGAAAUUAAAGGCUCGUCUAAAAUAAUGUGUGCUUACAGUAUUUGCACAUGUCAUGACAAGGGUUCUCCUUUCAUUCAGAGCUUUGGGGUGUUCCUCUGCGUCUUAAAUUAUAACUCAUGCUUGAACACACAUACACCAUAAUACAGUACUAAGAUAAACCAACACAUAUCAACACUACUGUACAUGCACACAAGAGAGCAAGCACACUAAAGUGAAAUAACAUCAAAACACCAGCCAAAUACCACAGAAUUUUUCUCUCUCUCUCGUCCUUGGAUAGAAAAAAGUUCAUUUUUCCUCAUUUGUCAUCCAAAACAUAGCCUGCUGUUCACACGGCUGAGCAGAUGUUGUGUGAGGAGCAGACUAUGAAUGCGGCCAGUCUCUCGGUUUUGGACCAAGACCCUGAGAACCUUAGUCCUCAGCCACCUGCAUUUCAUCAAUGCCAACCAAACGAGAAUAAAGAGACACAAGAGUAGAGAGUAAAGGGCAAAGAGAAGCAUCUCUCAAGCUACUUGUUCCCACCAGCAUCUGGGAGCUGCGACAGGCAGCUUUAGUGAUGUACUGUGGCCCUCUAGUGGUCACAAGUGGUUGGUUGCACUACUAGUGUUUACUAUGAACAUCUCUUAUUGUUUUUUUGUUUUUUUUUUUACAUCAGACCAAGUCUCUGAAAUUAGUUAUUUGAAGGUAUCUG
Messenger RNA from Sebastes umbrosus (honeycomb rockfish), 3416 nucleotides. RefSeq lists its product as uncharacterized. The coding region runs from base 1084 to 1695 and encodes 203 amino acids. The transcript has 2 exons. The record is from RefSeq and is a predicted model, not a curated record. NCBI's taxonomy places the organism in Eukaryota, Metazoa, Chordata, Actinopteri, Perciformes, Sebastidae.